CAUUUGUCAUUGGAAAUUUAAUCCAUGGACGCAGUAGAGGUUUGUUCGCGUCGCACACUCCAACAUGCUCCUAUUUGCCCCAAUGUGUUCCAAUCCGUUUGCAUCACCGGAAACUAUAUGGCGACCAAGCGUUCGCGUCGCAUUGGAGCAUUCCUCAAGGAGCAAGUAGGAGUGUGAUCCAUUUACCCCAGCUUCGGAGGUGGUGCAGUUUGGGCAGAAACAGUUUUGUCAUGAGCGCAUGCGCAAUCAUUAGUUUACUUUUGCGAAGAAGAAUGCAAAAAAAAUAUGAAGAACAUGAGAAAAAGUUUCAAAAACGGAAAUAUCAAAAUAAGGAGGCUAUGUUUCAAGCGUUAGCAGAGUCGUUCCAAAAGAAAGGUUAUAUAAAUGCUACCAAAAAUCAUAUGAAAAAUAAAUUUAAAUUAUUGAAGAAGAAAUGGGAUAUACAUAUUAAACGGACCACUGGAAAAAAUAGCUCUGGAAAAGGCACAAAACCUCUUCCAUAUGAAGAAGAAAUGAUAAAAAUAUUUGGAAAAAGUCAUAAUGGAGUGCCACUUAUUGUAGCUAGCCGUAAUGGAAUUAUUUCUCAAAAAGAAAUUUUGCAAAACGUCUGUCAAAAUUUAAAUGAGAAUGAAGAGCAACAAGAGCAGAUUUCUUCUGUACUACAUUCACCGAAUCCCGUAACUGUAGGUACCAAUUUAAAUCUCUUGUCAUCGAGAAACAAUUCGUCACCAACAAGGAGCAAUGUUUCAGUUCUGACAUUAUCGACUAAUAGCAGCAGAUCAUCAAUGACGGGUAGCAGCUGCUCCUCUUUAACAAAUACAAGAGUAAAAGUACGAGAUGGCAAAUUGGCGCUUACUUUGCAAUCAGUCAAAGAAUCCAUUUGUGCCGUAUUACAAAAAGAAAGUAAUGAUAAACAAGAAAUACGCACAAAAUUUCUGACAGAGCUUCAAAAAUUUAACGAAUUGCAAAAAGAACGAAAUAUCAUUCUGCAAAAACAACUUAUGGUACUUGAAAAUUUGGCCAAAAAGAUAAAUCCAACAGAGAAAUUAUUAUUACAUGACUGAAAACAUUGAAAUAAUUGUUAGAUAUAAACAUAUAUUUUAUUUGACCAUAUUUAAAACAAUGUUGGUUAUGUUUUUAGUUUUUGAUUAAAUAUAAAUAUUUAAUUUCUCAAAUUUUUAUUUAUUUGUUUUCUGUUAAUUUUAAUGGAUAGCACGAUAAGACUUCGUAUUAAACUUCUCGAGAAGUCAAAGUUAAGUUUACUCGAUUGAGUUUUUUUGCAUAAUAAAGCAGUAUUAUUUCAAAUCAGUUGCUGAUAAAGGAUAAAAACUAUUAAAAUUUCUUUUAAUCAUCAGUCAUUUUUAGUCAGUUUAGUCAGUUUAUUGAAAUAUUACACAC
This is a messenger RNA of Harpegnathos saltator (Jerdon's jumping ant), 1398 nucleotides long. RefSeq lists its product as uncharacterized. The transcript has 4 exons. The record is from RefSeq and is a predicted model, not a curated record. The coding region runs from base 231 to 1064 and encodes 277 amino acids. Lineage: Eukaryota; Metazoa; Arthropoda; Insecta; Hymenoptera; Formicidae.